GGAAAAAUUGUAUGUCGCUAUGUUCAGUCAAGUCAGGUCUCGAAAUAAAUAAAAUUGGUCAUGGCUGAAAACGAGGGACGUAAACAUCGGGAUGUAAAUUUCCAUGAGGGAGAAGGCAAUGAGGUGGUGGGCAGGCUGAGCUUGCAACUCUCAUGUGCGAGCAAGUCCUUAACAGAAAAACCGGCACCGGCGCCGCGCUCGGGCCCCCACGGCGUCCAGAUCGUCAACACAGGCCCCGACCACUCGUUCAUACUCGACGAAGAUGCUCUCGAAGAACUGCUGCUGCGGGAGGACAUCAAAGAUAGAUCCGCUGUGGUAAUCUCAGUCGCCGGUGCCUUUAGAAAGGGCAAGUCAUUCCUGCUGGACUUUUUCCUACGGUAUAUGCAACACAAAUAUGGUGCGGGUGGCGGCGGUGGCGAGUGGCUUGGCAGCGAGGAUGACCCGCUGGUCGGUUUCAGCUGGCGAGGUGGUUCCGAGCGAGACACUACCGGCAUUCUCAUGUGGUCGGAGAUAUUCAAAGCCACCCUCGAAGAUGGGGAAAAGGUAGCAAUCAUCCUGCUGGACACACAAGGCGCGUUCGACAGCGAGUCUACGGUGCGCGACUGUGCUACUGUUUUCGCGCUGUCUACCAUGUUGUCGUCCGUGCAAAUAUACAAUCUCUCACAAAACAUACAGGAGGACGACCUGCAACAUUUACAGUUGUUCACGGAAUACGGCCGCUUGGCGCUAGAAGACGGCGGGCGAACGCCUUUCCAGAGGCUACAGUUUGUGGUCAGGGACUGGAGCUUCCCGUACGAGGCGCCCUACGGUGUGCAGGGCGGCCAGACUAUCUUACAGAGGCGACUUAAAGUAUCGGAAAAACAACACCCAGAGUUGCAGUCGUUGCGUAAACAUAUCACAUCAUGCUUCGCGGAAAUAGCAUGCUUCCUCAUGCCACAUCCUGGCCUGAAAGUUGCUACAAGCCCUGACUUCGACGGUCGACUUCAUGAUAUCGAGCCAGAGUUCAAGCGUUCUCUACAACAGCUAGUUCCUAUGCUAUUGGCCCCUAGUAACUUAGUACCUAAGCAGAUAAACGGACAACGUGUGCGUUCGAAAGAACUACUACACUACUUCAAGAGUUACAUGAACAUAUACCGCGGGAACGAAUUGCCGGAACCUAAAAGCAUGUUGGUGGCGACGGCGGAGGCCAACAACCUGACGGCGGUGGCGGAGGCGCGCGAGGUGUACACCACGCUCAUGGAGGAGAUCUGCGGCGGCGCGCGGCCCUACCUGCAGGCGCAGCUGCUGGAGGCCGAGCACGCGCGCAUCCGCGACAAGGCGCUGCACGCCUUCCGCGCCAAGCGCAAGAUGGGCGGCGACGACUUCAGCCGCGCCUACUGCGACCAGCUCACGCAGGAUCUAGAAGACCAGUUCCUACAGUUCCGAGCGCACAACGAGAGCAAGAACAUAUUCAAAGCUGCGCGCACACCGUCCGUGCUUUUCGCCAUCGCGCUGGUGUUCUACGUGUUGAGCGGCAUCCUGGGCCUCGUGGGGCUGUACCCGCUCGCGAACCUCUGCAACCUCACCAUGGGCGUGGCGCUGUUAACGCUGGCUCUGUGGGCCUACAUCAGAUACAGCGGCGAAAUGAGAGAACUGGGCGUUACCAUAGACGAGUCGGCGAGCUGGCUGUGGGAUAAUGUAAUGAAACCCGUAUACCAGGCCGGGAUAGAGAAGGGCAUGGAACACGCUGCCGCCGCGGCGGCCGAACGGGCCAUGGGACCGUCCGCGCCGAAUGCCAAUGGCAAGCACAAGCAUUUGUGAUGCCGCCCCCACUCCCCGCGCGGUGGCACAACGUCGCACCGCGUGGACUCACCGUCCUACCACGUGGGCGCAAUAUCUUACCAAGAGGGCACAUCGUCUUACCAUAUGGGCACACUGACAUACCAUGCGGGCACACCGUGGGCCUACAGCGUGGACCCAAUGUCUUACCACGUGGGCACAUCGUCGUACCUAGCGGGCAUAAAUCCGCGGCAUCGUGGCACAACAGCGGAUCAUGCCAACGUAAUAUCAAGCUGCUGUGGCUUUUUGCAGUGCAUCGGUAUAUAUGUUAGGUAUAUCACAACAUUGUCACAAAAUGCCAUCUCCCAGUGGCAUUAUGGCACAAAUAUGCAUGGUAUGUCAUCAUGCCGCUCCAGCAUACGUGUGAAUAGUUCUAGCUGUGAAAUAUUUAAGACCUACCAUGCCACAACCACAUCCCAAUGUGAUCCAACUACAUCUCACAGUGGCAUCUCUAAUUGCCAAUAUGAAAAAAAUGUGUGCCACUGUGGUACCAUGAUGUGCCAAUGCGACAUAGUCCCACUAAAGUGUUGCGAAGUGAAGCGUUCGUGUGACUCGGCAAAUGUCAGUGAAGUGUGUCAUAGCAGCAUAAAGAAACUGUGUAGUUCACCCUUGCCAGCUAUUAAGAAAACAUGUUAUAGGAAAAUAAAUAGAAUUAACUUUAAAAAAAUUAGUUAUCUAUGUUCAGGUAAUACUGAACAUCAGUUAGUAGAGACAGCAUAUUAUAACAAAAUGUGCCAGAGGUUAUUUAAUAUGAUUUUGGUGAUUUUUAUAAUGUAUAUUUUCCUUAGAAAACUACAGAAAUUGCCUUAUUUAGAAAUUGUUUUUGAGUAUAUGUUUUAUGUUUGCAUAAGCUUCAAAUUAUUAAACUAUAAUUUAAACUUCGAAAUGGUGAAAAACGUAGUGCGUCAGUUGGAGAAUAUUUUUAAAACUAGUCAAAUUAAUUGCUAUUGCAUAAAACGUCAUGCUUCAAUCAUUGAUAAAGGUCUUUUAAGAAUGAUCGCUAGGACAACAUUGAAAGAUUUCAAUGAAUCUGAAGUUCUAGUAAAUAUUUGUGUUAAAACCAAUUUUUAUUUAUAACAUAUUCGAAUCACUCAAUCAAACAUUACACAAAUAUUACAAUAAUAUAAAAGAGACUGAACGGACUAUGAUAUUAUUAUUUCAAAACAUUAAAUGGAUUAUCUGUUAAAAGCUUGAUAAGAGUAAUGAACGCUGUGUAAAUUAAUCUCUACUUAAAAAAAUACUUGUAAUUGUCCGAAUGAACACCUUGCCAACUCAUCAGCAUUAUUUAACAACUGAAAUGUCUGAUACCUGCACAUACACUGACCAAAAAUAAUAAAAUUCUGGUAAGCGUGAUUAUCAAUGGUCAAAUAUUGUUAAAAAGUGGCAAUGCAAGUAUUUUUUUUGUUGUAGCAUUAUCUACAACAAAAAAAAUAACUUAAAUAUACAGACUACAUAAAUUUAAAUAUACAGUGCGUUGCGAGUACAGUGCAGGAGUUGAGUGCCAAACUUAGAAAUGCACAGACCUUUAUAGUGGUGUAACCCAACUUACAUCUUUUUACAAGGGGUAAAAAUUGUCACAGUUUUUAGUUUAAUUGUGGUUAACAAGGUUGUUGUUUCGAUAUAAAUUGUCAAGUUUGGAUUUUUUCAGACAAGAAGUUCUGUGUCAGUCUUUCGUAGUUAGGAUAUUGAUGUUUUCCAAACCUUGUACCUCAUAAAGCAUGUUAACACUAAUAAAUUGUCAUAAUUAUAGAAAAAUACAUAUAUAUUCCACCAUCCUGCAUGGGAUCUGUGUGGUGGUAUAAUUUAUGGCACUCAACUCUAACGCUCACUAUAUAUUACUCAUGUAUGAUGCUCAUAUAAACAUUUAAUUAUGUAUCUACUCGGCUUCUAAUUAUAAUUUCUAUUAAGAGAAAGCUCAAACAUGGCAAUAAAUGUUAUAAAAACUGUAUUCAAUAAUAUGGCUGUAAGAAUAUGCUUAAGCGAUGAGUCGUAUAGGUCUUGCGUGAAAACAUUUAAGAAUAAAAAUAGAAAAUCCAUUUUUAAUAUAAUAAAAUCACUUAUUAUGAUCUUAAAAAGAAUACUUUACAAAAACUAUGGUAAUUUUUUUGUAUAUAUUAGUAACUGUAUGUUACUUACUUUUUCUUGUGUUUACUUGACUCCAUGAACUUUUAUGCAGUCUUUCAACACGUAUUUUAUAGAAAAUAGCCUAUGACGGUGUAUAUUCUCUUAUCUGACCGUGGAAGUCCUGUUGAAUCGGUUCAACUGUUCUCAAUACAAGAGUGGAUUGACAUCAUAAUCGCAACCAUAGGCUGUCCACUGCUUAGCAUAGAUAAUUAGUUGGGAUUUCCACUCGCUACAGUCUUGUGCCGCUUGUACAAGGACAAACAUACUAACCGAUAAAAUAAUUAGAAUAGUGUGUUUGGCUUAUGCUAUUGGUCAAAUCAUUUAAGUAUAAGCUAAUACUAUAUGUCAGGCAGCUUAUGGAAACCGACAUACACUCAUCAUAGACAUAUACUAAAUAAUUUCAUUUCUUUGUAUGUAUGUGUGUAUGUGUGGUUAGAUAAGCUGAGCAACUUUUAUGAAAAAUUUAAUGAAUAUCAGAAUAUUGCUUCAGAAAAUGUAUUCAUUCAAGACCUGUAGCCUUAGUAUAAAGUUGGUACGUUCCUAAUCCAAGGUCGCAAUCGACUAUUGAUGCUCUGAUAAGUAAAAGUAAAAUAGUACUUAAAUAUUAAAGUUAAAGCUCAAAUUCGUCUAUAAUUCAACAACAAGUGUGCUUGGCAAAAUAAAAAAUAGGUUUACUGAAUUAUAGACUCUGCAACAAGUAUUAUAAUGACUAUUUUGCUUUGAAUUUACAUGGAAAGUUUUGACAUUACGUGAAAACGACCUCACGAUUGGAAACUUGCAAAUCUUACACUAAGCGUACACUUAAAAAACAACAAAUCGUGGCGAAAAAAAAACAUAUCAUAUUAAGUAUCAACAUCAUGUGUAGAAAAAACAUUUUUUAAUACAUAUUGAAGUUUAAAUACAGAACUGGCAGGAUUCGAAUAAGCAUCUAUCGGGCUGAGAGCUUUGGUAAUUCAGCCACGGAGCGAUGUACCCCUGUCAGAAUGAUACAAACCAGUGACUGUAUUAUUCAUAUGUAUUCAAAAAAUAAUUAGAUAUAUCCUCCAGGUGAAGGUAUAAAACAUUUAAUAAAAAAAAAUGUGAUUGUGUAUUGUGUCAGAGUGGUGAAAGGACUUUUAAAGAACUUAAAUCUCAGACAGUCAAAUACUGAAUUGUUUUUAAAUGUUAAAGGGCACUUCCAAGUUUUAAGUGCAGUUUUAUAGCGAUGCAUAUUGCGGGAACACGUUCAAACAUUUCAUAUUUCUCUAUUUUAGACAGUUAUUAUAAAGUAAAUGCUAUCGUUUUUUACAUGGAAUAUUUUUAAAAGCUGCAUUAUAAGUCAGGACCUGCCAAAAUUUAAUUCUGAUUAAAAUUUUGUGUAAUGCAAAAUGAAAUGAAAGAAAAUGUCUCUAAACUUAUCUUAAUUAACAUGUCUAAAAGUAGUUCUGUGCUCUCACAAUGUUACCCGCAGGUAUACCACUAUUAUUAGACCUGUCAACUUAAUUCACUUCAGAAGUCUAUAAGAACUUCAAUAUAAUUGGCCACCAUUAUAAAAGGUACUCUGUGAUUGUCACCAAUGUACAUAGAAAACCGGAUAGUCGUAAACGAUGUUAAAUUUUAGUUGUAAUAUUUAACUUAUGACAGAAUUAAAAUUGAAGGUGCCCAUAAUGUUUAAAAAAAGUUACAGUUCGGAGUUGCGUCUUGUAAGCGAUUGACGAAUAGUUUUUAAUCAUUUUAAACUUAGACUAGUGGUUGGUUUUUAGAAAUUUUAUGGUUAAAGGAAUGUUGACGGAUACGGUGGAGGAAUGUUUUCUAUUUAGUGGUCACAAAUAGUAAUAACAGGACAUUGAGUUGUAUAUUGUUUCCUCUUUCUAGCUUCAUGCUUAUCCAAAGUACAAGGUCAACAAGUGGGCUACAAAAAAUUACUACUAUUGUUGCUAAUUAAAUAUCGUACACGAAUUUUUUUUAAUAAUAUGAUGGAAUUCUUUGAUAGAAAAUAACAGACAUACUAUCGUCCUUUGCUCGACCACGAACAUUUUGUUUAUUACAUUAUGUCUAGGACUCGCGUUGGGUCACAAUUUACAAUUUUCUCCUAUCAAUAAACUUUAUCUUCUCCCAUACUCUACUUUAUCUCUUACUUGGAUGAUGAUUUAAAGGCUUUGCGCGCCAAAUUCAUAAUCUUAUGUUAACAAAUAUCUCCUUAGAUUUCUAUCAAAGAUUUUAUACGGAUAACCGAGAUUCUAGAAGUUCUAUCUGUCUUUUCCAUAUAAAUGUAACUGGCCAGUGGCUUUUGUUUUUUUUUAAAUCACUCAAUGUUCCGUCGUUAAAACUUGUGACCAAAUAAAUUCUUGUACAGUCAUAGACAAAUUCUAUUUUUAAUUGUAGAAUAUUAUCUUAGGUUAAAUUAAUAUUGCUUGAUUAAUCUAACUGGAGCUUAUACGAAGUAUUAAGAUCAGAAUCUUAAGUACGACUUCGCUUAUCUCGACAACGUUGGUCGUUUUCGUUAGUUUCGUUUAUAUGUAAACUUGUGAGUAGUAAGACUUAAAAAACAUAUCUUGAAAAAUAACUAAACGUUCAAAAACGGCUUUGUUACAGCGUCGUUACUAUGCUCAACAGUUGCAACUUUGGAACACUUAUUUGUACAGAGUUGGAACGGUCAGCACGUAGCAACCCGCAUUCGUUAUAACGAUUAGGAUUUUGCAAGAUUUUAGCGGGGAGCUGACUAUCGAUUUAUGGAGUAUCUUAAGCGUUAAAACAAGAGCAAUAGCUCCAUUUCACUCUGACCUUAUCAAAACACACGAAAACGAACAUCGUUGUCGAGUUCGAACUCGUGCUCAGGGUACUGAAACGGUUCACAGCUGGCUGUUACGCUUGGAUGCCAUUGUUUCGCUUUAAAUAUAUUUACCACACGCGUAUGUGUGUGCAGAAAUAUAAUAUUACGACUUACAUCUAUGAUUUUGUCAUUAAAAAAUCAUACCUUGACGAUUUAACUAAAUAACAUCGAACAUAUUACUAUAUUGUAGUCUACGUUUAAUGUAAAUGAUUUUUAAGUAUUAUUCACACGUUACGUUUUAUCCGCGGCAUGUGGCUCAGUGUGAACCUUGAUGCGGGCUUAAAGCACAUCGUGUUAGGUAGUAUGGAAAUGAAUAGACAAGCAUUUACGUGUCUUUGCAGAGUAAUUCUUAUGUACUUGUGGGCCACAGUGUCAAAUUGAAGUCUGAAUAACAUUGUAUAGUUCGGGUAAGGUGACGAUAAAUCGGUAAACCGGCUGAUAUAAUACGUUCGAUGUGAUUAGUGCCUUAUUCUUGAUUAUAAUUUUUUAAACUUUUAGAUUAAUAAAGCAAUAACUUGUGUAUGUUGAAACACUUAGAUUAAAUCUUUGUGAAAAAAAAAUCAUGUCAAUAUAAAGAACAUCGACAAACAAACAUAAGAAUAACUACGUAUAGAAUGAAAUCUACUUUGUGCGUGCUCUGAACCUACAGUACCUAAGUGAAAAAGUCAGCUAAUAAAUACAUUAAAGUAACAUUAAGCUAUUAUGGCGAGAAAGUUUAAUUUCCGUAUUUCUAUUAUUAGUUAUUCUUAUGCAUUAAAACAAAAACUGUAAACUGUACAAUAUGUUAAAUAUCACUUAUAUAUCAGCACAAAGCUUUAUAUAUUUUGAGGAAGCUCACUUGUUAAGUUGCACGAUAACUGUUGGACGUACUUAAUACAAUAAUAGUCUAAGAGCCAGUGCAUAAUUUGAACAUAGUGAUCAUACAAGUUAAUUUAUAUAAAAAUCAGUUAAGUAUUUUAACUGCCUUUUAUACCUGUUACACUAUAGAUCUUGGGUUUGAUUUUGAUUACAGUUUGGCUUAAAAUUGACGCAUUUGGGAUUUUUCCAACCAAAAAAUACUCAGUAACUACUGGCCCAAGAGCAAUCCGAACAAUACUCUGAGUAUUAUGCUAUAUUACAUUCGGAGUGUUCUAAAAGAUCAUUUGUCAAUAAAUAUUUUUAAAUAUAAACAAGUAGUUAUGAAUUGUAAAAAACACUUAACAAAUCUUCCACUGGCUCACAGUCUGCAAUUGCUGCUAAGUAUAUAAAAAUAUUUUCUUGUACCUAGUAGCUUAUUUCUUCAUUUUCUAUAAAAGCUAGAUUGAAUUUUGUAAAUAUAUCUUCUGUUUUACAAACAUUAUAUUAUUGUCACUUUUUAUUAUGUACUAAUUAUGAAGGUAUUCCUGAAUGUGCCAAUCGAAAACUGUUUAAUUUUUCCAAAAUCAAAUGUCACGGUGGGAACAAAACGUUUUCAAUUAUAUUUGUUGUAAAGUUCAGAGUUUAAUUUCGUUGUUUUUUUACCUAAUCUCGGAAAUAAUACCCUACUUACAAAUCGCUUUUGACUGCCAUCAACAAAUAAAAUAAUCGACAUAGAUCAGCUUCAGUUCUUUAACUAGCCCUGCACGGGCUAGUAAAAGGCCUUUAAGUUACAGGUCCCGGAUUCAUUUUCUGACUCGCCUUUGUUUACCGUAAUGUUUGUAGUAAGGAAAAAAAAACAUCUCGGUUGUCGUAGCAAAAAAAAAAA
Molecule: messenger RNA, 8477 nt
Organism: Pararge aegeria (speckled wood butterfly)
Lineage: Eukaryota; Metazoa; Arthropoda; Insecta; Lepidoptera; Nymphalidae
Product: atlastin
Exons: 12
Coding region: 61-1800 (579 amino acids)
Biological process (GO): protein homooligomerization; endoplasmic reticulum organization
Molecular function (GO): GTPase activity; GTP binding
Source: RefSeq, a predicted model, not a curated record